GAAAAAACCCUAGCACGUCAUUUUGAUCCCCUGUAACAGCUUCUCUUGCCCGAGAGGUGGUCCAUAGGUAUCGUUUCAAAGCAUUCAACAAUGGCGACUGCGAGAACUGUGAAGGACGUCUCUCCUCACGAGUUCGUCAAGGCUUACUCUGAUCACCUCAAACGAUCCGGCAAAAUGGAACUUCCUGACUGGACUGAUAUCGUGAAGACUGGUAGAUUUAAAGAACUUGCUCCCUAUGACCCGGAUUGGUAUUAUAUCAGAGCUGCUUCCAUGGCUAGGAAGAUCUACUUGAGGCAGGGCCUUGGUGUGGGUGCCUUCCGUAGAAUUUACGGUGGAAGCAAGAGGAAUGGAAGUCGUCCUCCACAUUUCUGCAAAAGCAGUGGAGCUGUUGCUCGUCACAUUCUUCAACAGUUGCAAAAAAUGAACAUUGUAGACAUGGAACCAAAAGGCGGGAGAAGAAUAACAUCCAGUGGCCAGAGAGACCUUGACCAAGUUGCUGGACGGAUUGUGGUCGCCACUUGAUCAAUGGACCCAUGAGCUCUGCUACAGCAUCCCACCAUGUUUUGAUAAUAUGUAGUAUUUUGUUAUAGCUUGGAGAGAGGUUGCUUUGGAUUUUUGUUAUAAACAAUUUUUAGUCUCAAAUGCCAGUGUCACACACUAAACUUGUUUCACUUUGUGUUAUUUUGGCGGUUGGAGUUUGGGAUUUAAUCUAUCAUUUUUAAGUUCUGUUUGAGUUGCAAAAAUGUGGUUUGGAUCGGAUAGGCUAGCAGGUUCAUCCUUUAUU
Molecule: messenger RNA, 784 nt
Organism: Ilex paraguariensis (yerba mate)
Lineage: Eukaryota; Viridiplantae; Streptophyta; Magnoliopsida; Aquifoliales; Aquifoliaceae
Source: the annotation of a GenBank genome assembly